AUGUGUCCUCAAUUGAGAGAACGUGCCAUACAAUUAUUAAAACAAGAAAUGUUAAAAUGUGAAGAUGUUCCAUUUACGAAUACAUCAGUUGCUGCAAACACAUUAAUAUCAUCAUCGCCAUCUUCUUCAAUAUUAUCACCAACGACUUCAACAUCAUGCUCAUCAUCAACAAGUACAGCACCAUGCUCAUCAUCAAUAACGUCAGCAUCAUAUUCUACAUCAAUGUCGCUGACAAAUUCUUCAUCAGCACGAAAAAAAAUAUUAAUCGAAAUAUUCGAUAAGCCACAUGUAGUACUAG
Molecule: messenger RNA, 298 nt
Organism: Rotaria socialis
Lineage: Eukaryota; Metazoa; Rotifera; Eurotatoria; Philodinida; Philodinidae
Source: the annotation of a GenBank genome assembly